Messenger RNA from Penicillium canariense, 1872 nucleotides. RefSeq names its product putative MFS multidrug transporter. NCBI's taxonomy places the organism in Eukaryota, Fungi, Ascomycota, Eurotiomycetes, Eurotiales, Aspergillaceae. The transcript is spliced from 3 exons. The record is from RefSeq and is a predicted model, not a curated record. The coding region runs from base 1 to 1872 and encodes 623 amino acids. Gene Ontology annotation, biological process: transmembrane transport. Gene Ontology annotation, molecular function: transmembrane transporter activity.
AUGGGGUCCUCUCCACACGAACGUGCGGGCCAACCCCAACCAGAAGAAACAGACGACAUUCAACUACCUUCCCAAGACGUCCUCAACAGUCGUCCCAAUACAGCGUUUUUCGUUGAAAGCGACGAGGAGAGUGUAAACACGGCCAUAUUUAAUGGAAACUCUCCACAGAAAACGCUCGGCCCUGCGGCGUUUCUCACAAGUCACCGUCACCUCCCACCAGCGGAUGAAGAUGAUAGUGACGAUGAACAGGACCAUGACCAUGAUGGUGUACUCGGUACACAGGAGUCCCAAAAAGAGAAGCCGGUAACAUGGAGCUCGCUGCCGAAAAAAGGGCAGCUGGCGCUUUUGACCAUGGCCCGGUUAUCGGAGCCUCUCACCCAAACCUCAUUGCAAGCCUACAUGUUCUAUCAGCUCAAAUCGUUUGAUCCGUCAUUGCCCAAUUCGACCAUAUCGGCACAGGCAGGUAUUAUGCAAGGUAGUUUUACUGCUGCGCAGUUCCUGACUGCGGUCUGGUGGGGUCGGCUGGCUGAUGCUGACUGGAUGGGCCGCAAGAGAGUUCUUUUGAUCGGCCUGCUGGGGACUUGUAUCUCUUGUUUAGGGUUUGGGUUCUCUCGGUCCUUUGCUACUGCUGUUGUAUUUCGGACAAUCGGGGGAGUGCUCAAUAGCAACGUCGGUGUGAUGAGAACCCUGAUAGCGGAGAUCAUUGUGGAGAAGAAGUACCAAUCACGGGCCUUCUUACUAUUGCCCAUGUGCUUUAACAUCGGUGUCAUCAUCGGUCCAAUCCUGGGAGGUUCCCUGGCCGAUCCUGUGCAUAGCUUCCCCCAGCUCUUUGGCCCUGGCUCCGUCUUCGGAGGCAAAGAUGGCGUCUGGUGGAUGCAGCGGUGGCCCUAUGCGCUGCCGAAUGUGUUGAGCGCGAUCUUCAUCUUCAUGUCGUUACUAGCCGUCUUUCUUGGGCUCGACGAAACCCAUGAAGUUGCCCGUUAUCGUGGUGACUGGGGCCGGAAACUGGGAAAGCGGAUCGUGCGAGCCUUCACCCGCCGGCCUCCACACUAUCGGCCUCUUCGCUCUGAAGAUAACGACUCGGUGUAUCUCGACGAUAGUGUGGGGGGCUGGUCUGUUCCAUCGAGCCCAACCCGCUCACGCACGCAUCCUCGGCCUCGCCUCCAUAAACGACCUGGUUUCUGGCAAAUAUGGAAUAAAAACAUUCUUCUCACAUUACUGGCGCAUUUUCUGUUGGCGUUCCACACCAGUGCCUUCAACGCCAUGACUUUUGUGUUCUUACCCACCCCUCGUGCCCCUGAAGGCUCCCGCGACGGCUUCUUCCACUUCGGUGGAGGCUUGGGUUUGCCUUCUGCGCGUGUCGGUCUGGCCACGGCAAUCAUUGGUUUCAUCGGUCUUCCCCUACAGAUUUUUCUUUACCCCCGCAUCCAGUCCAAACUGGGUACACUUACCUCGUUCCGCAUGUUCCUCCCCUUCUCAUCGAUCUCCUACAUCCUCAUGCCAUUUCUUGUCGUUCUGCCACGUUUAGUAUGGGUUGUGUGGCCUGCUUUCACGCUCGUUGUGUCUUUACAGGUUAUCUCCCGCACCUUUGUGCUCCCUGCCGCCAUCAUCCUCGUUAACAAUUGCGUCUCCGAUCCGUCUAUCCUGGGUACUGUCCAUGGUGUGGCACAGAGUAUCGCCAGUGCCGCUCGCACUUUGGGCCCCUUCCUUGGAGGCUGGGGUCUCGGUGUCGGUCUCGCACACAACAUGGUUGGAGCUGUAUGGUGGGCUUUAGCUAUUGAGGCUUUCCUUGGGUGGUUUGUGCUAUGGACUAUCCACGAGGGUAAGGGUAUAGAGCGACCAAAGAAUGAGAUUGAUGAGGAGGACGACUGA